Nestor notabilis (Kea) is the source of this 897-nucleotide messenger RNA. RefSeq names its product hippocampus abundant transcript-like protein 1. The annotation marks the transcript as partial. Lineage: Eukaryota; Metazoa; Chordata; Aves; Psittaciformes; Psittacidae. Gene Ontology annotation, biological process: transmembrane transport. The record is from RefSeq and is a predicted model, not a curated record. The transcript is spliced from 6 exons. Gene Ontology annotation, molecular function: transmembrane transporter activity. Gene Ontology annotation, cellular component: membrane.
GGUUUUUUCUCUUUUCUUAGUGCUCCGCUAAUAGGUGCUCUAUCAGAUGUAUGGGGAAGAAAAUACUUUCUUCUAAUUACAGUUUUCUUCACUUGUGCCCCAAUUCCAUUAAUGAGAAUAAGUCCAUGGUGGUACUUCAUCAUGAUUUCACUGUCCGGAAUCUUUUCUGUUACCUUUUCUGUAAUAUUUGCCUAUGUAGCUGAUGUAACACAAGAACAUGAAAGAAUUACAGCCUAUGGACUGGUAUCUGCCACUUUUGCAGCAAGUUUGGUAACUAGUCCUGCUAUUGGAGCAUACUUGUCUGCCCGCUAUGGAGAUAACCUCGUUGUACUAGUGGCCACAUUGGUUGCAGUUGUGGACAUCUGCUUCAUUCUGCUAGCUGUACCUGAAUCUCUUCCAGAAAAAAUAAGACCUGCUUCGUGGGGAGCUUCUAUAUCAUGGGAACAAGCAGGUCCUUUCACAUCUUUGAAGAAGGUUAGAAAAGAUUCUACAGUUCUCCUGAUAUGCAUUACAGUGUUUCUCUCCUAUCUGCCUGAGGCUGGCCAGUAUUCUAGCUUUUUUCUGUACUUGCGACAGAUUAUAGGUUUUGGAUCUGCCAGCAUUGCAGCGUUUAUAGCUGUGGUAGGCAUUCUGUCUAUACUAGCUCAGGUGGCUGAGCUGCAGGAGGUAGUGAGAAGGCUGCACAUCAAGGAGGCUAAGAAAGUGUUAGAUAGCUGGUUCCAAGCACAGUCUGCAGUGGACCCACAGCCGAAAAGACAAGAAUUCCCCUGCAGCACUCACAGAAGGGAAGGGGCCAAUAACAGAAGGAUUGAAGCUUGCAGUGGGAAGGACCUGCAGGAGGAAGAAACAUCCCUGAAGCCUAGAGAUGCCCUAGAUGCCCUUGCUGAACAGCUUUAG